This is a messenger RNA of Prorocentrum cordatum, 984 nucleotides long. The record is from the annotation of a GenBank genome assembly. NCBI's taxonomy places the organism in Eukaryota, Dinophyceae, Prorocentrales, Prorocentraceae.
AUGUAUGGAGCGAAGGUGAAGCCCAAUGUCAUCUUCAGCUACAACGCUGGGAUCAGUGCGUGCGAGAAGGGCGAGCAGUGGCAGCCGUCGCUGGCGCUACUGAGCUUGAUGCGGGAGGCGAAGCUGGAGCCCACCUUCAUCAGCUACAACGCUGCGAUCAGCGCGUGCGGGAAGGGCGAGCAGUGGCAGCGUGCGAUGGCGCUGCUCAGCGAGAUGUAUCAAGUGAAGGUGAAGCCCGACGUCAUCAGCUACAACGCUGCGAUCAGCGCGUGCGGGAAGGGCGAGCAGUGGCAGCGUGCGAUGGCGCUGCUCAACGAGAUGUAUCAAGUGAAGGUGAAGCCCGACGUCAUCAGCUACAACGCUGGGAUCAGUGCGGUCGAGGAGACCGAGCAGUGGCAGCGGUCGCUGGCGCUGCUGAACGAGAUGCGGGAGGCGAAGCUGGAGCCCACCUUCGUCAGCUACGGCGCUGCGAUCAGCGCGUGCGGGAAGGACGAGCAGUGGCAACGGGCGCUGGGACUGCUGAGCGCGAUGCGGGAGGCGAAGCUGGAGCCCACCGUGACCUUCUACAACACUGGGCUCAGUGCGUGCGAGAAGGGCGAGCAGUGGCAGCGGUCGUUGACGCUGCUGAGCGAGAUGCGCGAGGCGAAGCUGGAGCCCGACGUCAUCUCUACAACGCGGCGAUCAGCGCGUGCAGGAAGGGCGAGCAGUGGCAGUGCGCUCUGGCUGUGCUCAGUGAGAUGCGGGAGGCCAAGCAGGAGCCCGACGUCAUUCAGCUACAGCUCUGGGAUCAGCGCGUGCGAGAAGGGCGAGCUGUGGCAGCGGGCUCUGGCGCUGCUCAGCGAGAUGUGGGAGGCGAAGCUGGUGCCCAACGUCUCAGCUACAGCUCUGGGAUCAGCGCGUGCGAGAAGGGCGAGCAGUGGCAGUUGGCGUUGGCGCUGCUCGGCGAGAUGUGGGAGGCGAAGCUGGAGCCCGACUCAGCUAUAG